AUGCUGGAUCAGAAGGCGUCUCACGCACAGAUUGCAGACCGCUUCAAGUGCUCGCUUCGGUUUAUGGGGACCGUGAAGACUGGCCGGGAGAAGAAGGUGGAGACAGCAAUUGCUGCAGGCUGCGGCAGCCAGAAAACUGCACGCAAAGGAGAUUUUCCGGAGGUGGAUGAGAUAGCUCUUGAUCUACUCGAAAAAGCCCGAAAGGCCAUAAUGCCCGUCACACGCGAUGUCCUUCGAAGCUUCGGCCGUUCUGCCAGGGCAACCCUGCUGGCUGACACCGCAACUUCUGCAGCAGUGAGGGAGGGGGUGGAGGACUUCAAGGCCGGCGAGAGGUGGGCGAAGAACUUCGUGAAGCGCAACAAGAUCCAGAGCGUGAGACUUCAUGGCGAGACUGGUAGCGUCGACAAGGAGGCCAUCAAGAAGGGCAUGGAGGAAAUCAGGGCCCUUUACGAGAAGUACCCGGCUGGGCGCACGUACCUUUCCACCUCGGAGGAUCGGAAGACGGCGCGGGGCUCAAAGAGCAUGCACUUCAAGGACCGACUGUCUGCCAUCAUGUGCUGCAAUGCCGACGGCACUGCGAAGGUUGACAUGGCCAUCAUCGGGAGGGCAAAGGAACCCCGCUGCUUCAAGAAAGGGGGUUCACCUCUGAAGUACUUCUCGCAGACCAACGCGUGGUCCUACUCCGCGACGUUGCUCAAGUGGUGGCUGGAAGUCUUCCUCCCGUUCGUUCGGCGCUUCACUCACGAACCUGUGCUGCUGCUGAUGGACGGCUGUUCGUCUCACAGUGAUCUAGUGGAUGAUCGCGAGCGAGUUACCGUCAAGACCUACCCUCCGCUGUGCACCGCCGUACACCAACCCAUGGGUUUUGCGGUCAUCGCCAAGACGAAGGUCAACUACAGGAAGGAGGCCCAUGUGAAGACAUCGACCAUGUUGGUGGCUGACACACUUCGCGCCCAGACCAAAGCCCGCAAGAUGAAGGCCGGGACAAUGGGGCUAGCGCAAGGCCACCAACCUCACGUGCGGGACGCCGCUGAACUUCUUUCGAAAGCAUGGGCCAGCGUCACCGCCCAAGACAUCGCCAGGUGCUUUGUCAAAGCCGAGACGCUUCCGGAGGAGAUGGGGGCUGAGCUCACCAAGCAACACGGAAAGACCCGGUUCAACGUUGCCGAGCCUGACCUANUUGUUUGUCACUGGGUUCGUCUAACAUCGCUUCUCCACCCAAACACGGAUACAUCAAAAUUUCUGCGCUACCUGGCCAGGUGCUUUGUCAAAGCCGAGACGCUUCCGGAGGAGAUGGGGGCUGAGCUCACCAAGCAACACGGAAAGACCCGGUUCAACGUUGCCGAGCCUGACCUAAAGGCUCUCGCAGAGACUGUCAACACGUUGAGCACGAGCGUGCAGGACGCGCAGAAGCAGGGAUCCCGCGUCGUGAACGAGGAGAUCAGCGAACUGUUGGCAAAACUCAACAUCGAACCCGGAAAGCCGGUCGCGGGGGAGGCGGUGGCCGCGAUUCAGGGGCGGGCUACCAUCGAGGAUGACGAGGAGGUGGUAGAGGCUCUUCGAUUGGACGCGGUGGAAGACAUGAAAGCACUGCUGGCUGGAACGAACUUGUCUACCGGCGGCGACGACGAGGAGGACGAACAGGACCUGGGCCGCGGCGGUGAGAACACGGGGCGCGAGCGCCGUGCCCCACGUGCGCCACCGGGUUAUGAAUAA
This is a messenger RNA of Ectocarpus sp. CCAP 1310/34, 1716 nucleotides long. Lineage: Eukaryota; Phaeophyceae; Ectocarpales; Ectocarpaceae. The record is from the annotation of a GenBank genome assembly.